AAGAAAUUAGGUAGUGGAUAUAAAAUAUUUAUUAAAUUGGAGUAGCUAACCAAUGUUAAUGGUAUUUUAAUAUCCAAAGCUUGUUAUAUAUCGUAGGGAGAGCGAUAGAAAUUACGCAACGACAGAGUUACGUAAAAAUACGAGUGUUUUGUGUGUGUGAGUGUGUGUAUACACUACACAAUACGACGCGGUGUACGUAAAUACAAGCGUACGGGUAUGAAAUAUAGAAUAAAUAAUGAGAAUAAAUGUCGAGUUAAAUAAAUUAAAUAUUCUUAAAUGAUAUUAGUGAAUAUUGAAUAUAUAUGAAUAAAGAAUCAGGAAAUUCAGAUAUUGAGAGUAGUUCUUCGGAUGAAUCGAUAGAACAAGUUAAAAAUAAAAAAUUAGGAAAAGAAGUAGUAAGGAAAAAUAGGAUAAUAAAAGAGGAAUUUUUAAUAGACACUACAGAAAUAAUAGAAGGAAUAGACAACGUUACUAGAAAAAAUUAUUUUAGGACUUUAAGUCAAACAGAAGAGUUAGGUAAAGUACUUACCCCUCAGAAAAGUGUAAAACAAAAAUUGUCGGGUAGAUCAGGUUCUAGAUCUGAUCCCGGUGUAAAACACGUUCAAUUACAGCAAAUAACUAGGAAAAAAGUAGCGAACGUAAAACAUAAGAUGGAUUUAGAUAAAGCAGUUUCUAUGAUUCCGAUUUGCACGGGUAAAAAGGACGUAGCAGAAUUUAUAAAUACAUGUGAGAUAGCACUCAACGAUAUUGCAGAGAUAGAUAAACAACUAUUGUUAAAAAUUAUAACUUCUAAGUUAGCGGGAAAUGCUUUAGAGGUAACCAAGUAUCGUACGUUAGAUUCUUGGGAAGCAAUAAAAUCAAUUUUACAAGGGGCAUUUGAGCAUAAAAUUUCGGAAAGGGCUUUAUCAAUAGGUUUAAAUACGGCACGUAUGGCAGAAGGUGAAAGUGUAGCGAAAUUCGCGAAUAGAAUCGAAGAAUUAUAUUACAAAUUAUGUGCAGCUAGUACCGUAGGGUUGAACAAAGCUGAGGAAACUGUAGUGAAAAGCCAAACGAAAAAACAGGCUAUGAUUAUAUUUAUGACGGGUUUACCAAAUCACUUAUAUAUAGUACUGAAAGCAAGAAGUCCUAAGUCUUUAGAGGAGUGUAUACAAAUGGCUCUUGACGAAGAAAUCGAAUAUAAUUCUAGGAUGAGUAUAGAAAAUUUACAGAAUAAUGCGGAAAGUCAAAGUUUUAGUAAAAACGAAAAUCAGGGUGUAAAUGGGAAUACAAAACAACAGAAUAAUAAUGGUAAAAUUAAUACAUUUUACCGCGGUAAUAAUGGUCAUAUGAAUCAAAACGGUAGAAAUAAUAAUUUUAAUAAUCGAAAUGGUUAUAAUGACGGAUAUAAUAAAUUCAAUAAAAAUGUUAAUCGCGGAGGAUACAGUAAUUUUAAUAAUAAUAAUCGUAACGGAUACAGUAAUUUUGAUAGUAAUAAUCGUAACGGAUACAGUAAUCGUACAGGAUACAGUAAUUCCAAUAAUCGCGGCGGAUAUAGUAACAAUUAUAGACAAAAUUAUAACGAAAAUAAUAAUCAGCGAAAUAAUUUUGGUAAUCAGAAUAGAAGUAACACUGGAUGUUACACGUGUGGGAAAACAAACCAUAUCGCAAGAGAGUGCUGGCAAACGAACGGUCGACCAGGCGGAAACGACCGAGCAAAUACACAUAACACCAGUCGUGAUAAUGGUGCGCGUAAUUCUGGAGGUGGUAAUAGUAGUAGAAACAAUACGGGUGUUCAGAAUUUGCAUUGUAGUUAUUGUAAUAAAAUAGGACAUGAAAUUUCGAAUUGUUUUACAAAACAGAAAAACGAGAAAAAUAAUUCAAAAAAUUCCAAAGGGCAAGUUCCAGUGGGCGUCAGGCUUGUCCAAGAGAUAAUGGAAUCGCCACAAAACGAUGUUUUCACAUCACAACUAAAUUAA
This is a messenger RNA of Metopolophium dirhodum (rose-grain aphid), 1955 nucleotides long. RefSeq names its product MATH and LRR domain-containing protein PFE0570w-like. The transcript has a single exon. Gene Ontology annotation, molecular function: nucleic acid binding; zinc ion binding. Bases 303 to 1955 code for a protein of 550 amino acids. NCBI's taxonomy places the organism in Eukaryota, Metazoa, Arthropoda, Insecta, Hemiptera, Aphididae. The record is from RefSeq and is a predicted model, not a curated record.